CCUGUGGUCACUAUUACUGCCAAUAAGCAAUAUCCACAUGGUGUUAGGUUGUUGCAAACGCUCAUAUAGGAUUAGGAAUGCAACACUUAAUUAUAUGUAAUGCAUAAUAAAUAUACAUCUAAUGAUCUAUCUAUUUUCAGUUGUCCUGGAACUGUUCGAAGUUUUAAGUGUGUGGUAGUUGCUCGGCAUACAUGUGUUUUUAUGGGGUUAACCGUUAGCGUUAAGUAUUUGGAUGAAUAUAAGAAACAUAAGUCAAAUCCGUCAGUGCAUUUUGUGAAGUUUGGUUUCACUGUAGGAUGAGGUGAGCUCUCUGACACGUUUAUUGGGAGACACAUCUGUAUCAUGAAUAUAAUUGGCAGUAAUAAGGAGUAAUUAAGUGUUGCAGUACUUCGUUUCGCCGUAUGCGGUUUCGAAACUGUAAACAAGUCAGUCAACUGAUUUCUUGGACUGCGGAUUUCAAUUAGACAUUUCUUAGUAACCAGCAGUGAUAUUGGACAAACCAAUACGCGUUUGGCUAUAAGGUAAUGUACUAAUUAACUACACAAGGUGCCAGUUACUGUAGCAUUCGUCAACUUUGCAUAAUCAAUGGGCCUAUUAUUCCUUUAAUCAUCCGCAAAAAUUUCUUUGUGGCAGACGAACUAUCGCCACGAGAUCGGAGCAACCAUUCCUUGAAACAGUACAGACGCGCGCUCUGCUCUCUGAAUGCGGGGCCGUGAUGUUCGCCUAUCCUUGCGGCAUCUGAGCUGCAUAGCAGGCUGGCACGCAGGCGGAACGUAAGGAUGGUGCUGCACGAGCUCCGCGACCAGUCUCUGCUGGUGCAAGCUGUCUUCCGCGGCGAUGUCAGUGAGGUCAGGGGCCUUCUCUACAAGAAAGAGGAUGUCAACGGCCAGGUGUGUAGCCCAGCGGCGGGAAACAAACGUCACGUGGCAUCGUCAGAUACAGUGGCGGUGCUAUUCGAUUUUACUUUUAGUUAUGAACAGGGGCAGACUCCGCUGCACCUGGCCGCGGCAUCGACGCACGGCGGCAUGUGCCUGCAGCUGCUCGUCAACGAGGGAGCCGACGCGAACGUGCAGAGCCGCGACGGCCGCACGCCGCUGCACAUGACCGCGAUCCACGGCCGCUUCACGCGCUCGCAGACGCUCAUCAACGCCGGCGGUGUCGUCGACGCGCUCGACCGCGACGACAACACGCCGCUGCACAUCGCCGCGCGACACGGCCACGAGCUGCUCAUCAACACGCUGCUGAGCAACGGUGCGGACGCGCGGCGGCGGGGGGCGGCAGGCAUGCAGCCGCUGCACAUGGCCGCGCUCGCCGGCUACGCCGACUGCUGCCGCAAGCUGCUCGAGGUCGGCUUCGACCUGGACGCGGCGGACGACUGCGGCCGCACGGUCGUGCACGCGGCGGCGUGCGGCGGCAGCAUCGAGUGCUUGGAUCUCCUCGUGAGUUCCGGCGGCGACCACGCGCGCGCUGACAAGCUGGGCCGCGUGCCGCUGCACUACGCCGCCGCCAGAGGGCAGCGCUUUGUGCUGCAGACGCUGCUCGCGGCAGCGGCCGCCGACCUGAUCGACGUCGGCGACGACGCGACGGCGACAACGCCGCUGCAUCUCGCCGCGUUCCGCGGACACGCGAAGGCGCUCUCCGCGCUCGUCGGAUUCUUCGCGAACGUCGACGCCGAGGACCGCAACAAGCGAACAGCUUGCGACCUCGCCGCGUUCGCCGGCCACGCGGCCUGCGUCGAGGCGCUCGUCCACCAGGGCGCGAACGUGGCGGCGCGGGAUUUGUUUCAUGUUGUGGACGUGAAUGCACGAGAUAAGAACUGGCAGACGCCCUUACAUGUGGCAGCCGCCAACGGCGCCGUCAAAUGUGCCGAGUGUAUCAUCCCGCUGCUCGGAAACGUAAACAUAUCAGACAGGGCCGGCCGCACGAGCCUGCAUCACGCCGCGUACAACGGACACGUGGAGAUGGUGGAGCUGCUUGUCCGACACAACGCUAGCAUCAACGCGUUCGACAAGAAGGACAGGAAAGCUAUCCACUGGGCAGCCUACAUGGGUCACCCUGCGGUCGUCAAGGUGCUGGUAGACCAUGGAGCAGAGAUCAAUUGCCGGGACAAGCAGAUGUAUACAGCCCUGCAUGCUGCCGCAGCUGGUGGUCAGGUGACCGUGGUCAAGCAGUUGCUGGACCUGGGUGUGGACCUGGAGGCGGUGAACGCAUGCGGCAACACGGCGCUGCACAUAGCCUGCCUCAACGGGCAGGACCUCGUAGCAGCUGAGCUGAUCGCAUAUGGAGCGUCCAUCAACACGAUGAACCACAGGGGGCAGACUCCGCCCUGUCACCUUUUGUUCGGCUUCGCGACGCCCUCGCAUUGCCUGCCCAGCUGCUCGUUAACGAGGCGAGCGACUGCUGAACGUUCGUCGACGCGCGUCGACCGCGACGACCAACACGCCGCCUGCAUCAUCGCGCCGGCGGACACCGGCACGAGCUGCUCAUCAACACCGUGCCUGAUAUCAACUUUGGGAUACGCGCGGCGGCUUGGGUUGUUUUUUGGGCGGCAGGCAUGCAAGCCGCUGCACAUUGGCCGCGUCUGCUACGCCGACUGCUGCCGCAAGCGCUUUCGCAGUCUUUCGACCUGGACGGGCGGGACGACUGCGGCCGCCAUUAUACGGUCGCUGCACGCCGGCGGCGCGUGCGGGCGCAGCAUCGAGUGCUUGGAUCUCCCCAUGCUGCGCGCACGGCAGCCGAGCGCUGUGCGUAGAGCUGCAUCAUUCAACACGUUCGGCGACAAGAUCCGUGAACCUGUGCGACCUGGCGCGGGCGCACGAUCGCUGCACGCCCGCAGGGCGUCGCGCACGCAACUGGCGCGCGCUGCGCGUGCUGGGCGCCACGGCGGCUGCCCGACGCCGCGCGACGUGCGCGCGUCCACCCCGGCGAUGCUCGCCGCCGCUGCGGCCACGCGCGGUCGCUCGAGCUGCCUGCUUGUCUCGCGCGCGCGCGCCGGGGGUGGCGACACGCCGGGCGACACGCGUGCCACUCGCAGUCGGCACGUCGCCACGACGCCGCCGCGCUCAUGCUCGUCGCACACGGCUGCCGCGCGACGCCGUCGACGCGCAGAACGGCGGGACGCCAGCGCCGCUGCACCUCGCUGCGCGGCACGGGCAUGCGGCGCACGCGCGGCGCGGCUGCGUGGGAGGCGCGGGCGAGCGUCGCGGCCGUCGACGCGGCGGCCGCUCCCCGCGCUCGCGUGCGCCGCCGACGCGCGCGUCGCAGCCUGCCUCGAGAUGAUCCUCGCGAGCAUGAUGCCGAACAACUUGGCGCCGCGCGGCGGGGGGCCGCCGUCGCAGCAGCUGCCGCCCGGGAAGGUCGGGGAGCGGCCCUCGGGGUCGGCGAGCAGCCCGACGGGCAGCGUCGACUUCCGUGAACACUCAAGCAUCUCGAGCAUGCAGAGCUCCGACUCCGAGUUCUACUGA
Messenger RNA from Priapulus caudatus, 3464 nucleotides. Its product is annotated as serine/threonine-protein phosphatase 6 regulatory ankyrin repeat subunit A-like. Gene Ontology annotation, molecular function: protein binding. The record is from RefSeq and is a predicted model, not a curated record. Bases 780 to 3464 code for a protein of 894 amino acids. Lineage: Eukaryota; Metazoa; Priapulida; Priapulimorpha; Priapulimorphida; Priapulidae. The transcript has 9 exons.